This is a messenger RNA of Portunus trituberculatus (swimming crab), 6214 nucleotides long. Its product is annotated as protein MTSS 1-like. Gene Ontology annotation, molecular function: actin binding; phospholipid binding. The coding region runs from base 258 to 3695 and encodes 1145 amino acids. The record is from RefSeq and is a predicted model, not a curated record. Gene Ontology annotation, cellular component: cytoplasmic side of plasma membrane; actin cytoskeleton. Gene Ontology annotation, biological process: cell projection assembly; plasma membrane organization. Lineage: Eukaryota; Metazoa; Arthropoda; Malacostraca; Decapoda; Portunidae. The transcript has 17 exons.
UGAGUGAGGCAGGCAACGGCGUCCACCACCACAACAACCGUCAGUGGUUGAGUAGCGGUGGAAGGAGGAGUAUCUCUUGACUGUGUGUGGUGCUGCGUUGAAAGAAAAUUUCUGAACUUGAUGGUAGAAAGAUAUCGCUUUGUGUGUACGUGGAAAUUAGGGAUCUGUGCAUGAUCCCGAUAGAUUUGUUGUUGGGUGACAUAAUCAGAAAAUGGGUUUGGUUAAUGUAAAGCAGUGAUUUAGUGGAAAACAUCAGCAUGGAGGUGAUAGACACCCUGGACCGGGACUGCUCCGCGUUGGCCGGGCUCUUCCAAAUGGUUAUCAAUGACAUGAAGGGAAGCGGGCCCAUGUGGGAGGACUUCCUGACGCGGGCCAGCAAGCUGCAGCACGCCCUCAAGGCGAUGCUUGUGGCUCUUACUUCCUUCCUCGACGCCUUCCAGAGAAUUGCAGACGCCGCCACCAGCACCCGAGGAGCGACCAAGGAGGUGGGCGCUGCACUGACCCGCAUCUGUCUACGUCACCGAGCCGUGGAGACCCGCGUGCGCACCCUCACCAGCGCCCUGGUGGAGUGUGUGGUGCUGCCCCUUCAGGAGAGAGUGGAGGAGUGGAGACGCUCGCAACACGCCCUGGAUAAAGAUCACACCAAAGAGUAUAAGAAAGCCCGCUCGGAGAUCAAGAAGAGAGCAGAGAACGCUGCCCGGCUGCAGAAGAAGGCAAAGAAAGCUGGCAAGAACUCCGAACUCAACAAGGUCCUGGAGUCUACUGUGGUGGACCUUCGUGCUCGCUUUGGGGCGCUGGAGGAGGUAGAGAGGGCAGCGGUGCGCAAUGCUCUGACGGAAGAGAGGGCUCGCUACUGUGCCUUCGCCCACGCCCUCACCCCUGUCCUGGUGGAGGAGGUGGGGCUGGUGAGCGAACUGGGCCACCUACAGGAGGUCAUGACACAACUGGAGAAGCACUCAGCUGAUCCUCACACACUGCCACCUGCUAGUGAACAGGUGCUUCUGGACAUUAAGGGCGGCGAGGCUCAGUGGUCCUGGCAGACACCACCCUCAUCCCCAUCCUCUCUGGGCUCCCGCAAGUCGUCCAUGUGCUCCAUCUCUUCCCUCAACUCCUCUUCCUCCUCCUCCACCCACUCCCCCUCGCACCACACUCGGCCACGCUCAGUCAGCCAGGGCACGAGGCUGGUGAGUGUGUCGUCGCAGGACUCGGGCUUUACCUCCCAGGACACUCUCUGUCAGCCACCUCACACUGCUGCUCUUCAGGCUUCAGGGUUGUCAGAACACUCGGGUGGGUCUGAGGGCAGCACUCCUUCCCCCGCCACCACAAACGCCACCUGGCCCAACCUGACAGACCCGGCACUGCAGCACAAGCCAGCACCAACACUCGGCGACCGGCCUCACACCAUCUCCUCAGCAUACGAGAAGGGCAGAGACCGUCCACCGCUGACUGUGUACACCUUCCAGCCUCCUGAAGGACACAGUGGCUUGGGCUCCCCUCAGGUCUGCUCUCAGCCAUGCAGUCCUGUCUGUCUGGAGCUGGAGAGCAGUGGCAUGAAUCCCCUGAUGAGCCACACUGCUACCAUCUCCAGGCGCUCCUCCCGCACCUCCCUCCACCACAACCUGUCCUCGUCCAGCCAGGAAAGCCUCACAGCCUCAGGCAAAUCAAAGCCUCCCGUGCCAAAUCGCUGUUCGUCUCUGGAGCGACCAAUUGUGCCUGAGAAGAAGCCGGUCAUCCGAAGUCACCAGCAGCAGCCACCGCCGCCGCCGCAGCACUCACAGCGAGGAAUGCCACACUACAGCUCAAAUAAACUGCCUCUGUUGCCAGACUUCAACAAGGCAGCUCCGGACAUGAUUGUGCCUCAGCCAGUGUACAGCAACAUGGCAGAAAUAUGUGGCAGCGUGGGCAGUGGAGGCUACAUGCAGGUCAGCAGCGGCAGUGAGGCUGUGGAGCCUGAACGACCCAGCGGUGCUGUGGCUACACCCAACAAGGGCCCUGUGUCUGCACCAUCACCAGAGCUGAAAGCCUCAUCAGAGGAGUUUGAAGCAAGCAAGUACUGCACCCUGCGCCGCUACUCUGACUCACAGCAGCUGCAGCACUAUCAGCCAGGAAGAGUUGUCCUGCGCAGGCACCUCUCUCAGUCAGGUGUUGGCUCCAUGCCGAGUGGCACCCUGAGGAGGUCCGGCUCCCACGGCCACAAGCCGCCACCGCCGGUGCGGAGGACUCCCUCCAUUUCCACUAUCGCUACACCCACUCCAUCAUCGGCCAGCUCCCUCACCAACCUCAACCCAUCGUCAUCUUGCAUUAGCCUUAAUAACUCGCCCACUCACCUCAACUCCUCCAGCAGCACCCUUAGCAGUAGCAGCAGUAUAAAUGGCAAUAUAAACAGUGGUGGCAGUGGAAGUCCUAGUCAGGGAAGCAGCACCAGCAGUCCCCUGCAGCGCACAGACAGUGAGUCAAGUACACCUGUUGGCUCAUUAGAAAACCUUCCUCCUCCGCCAGCAUUCUUAUUGGAAGACGGUGCUGAAGACACCAACCCUCCUCCAGACCCAGACCUCACCACUCCAGAAGGAAUAAGGUUCAUCUGUGACCCGACUGGCCCCCCAGCACCCAUCCAGGAUAAGUGUCUGCAGCAACGUGUCAUGACUGUCAGUGACACUGUCAAGACCCUCCAGGAGAGUCACCAUCAGCCUUCCUCUCCUGUGACACACCGGCGGUCUCAGUCCUUGAGGUGCAACCAGCCUGCCUAUAAAGCAGUCCAACUUUUUGAAGAGCGUAGAGUUUCCCUGGAAGAUGCCAGAGCAUCUCUUAUGACUACAUUAAAUGCCCAACUUGCUGCUCAGAUCAACCAACAACAAAGCAAACAAGGACAGAAGCCCUACAUGGUGAGAGAAGGGAGCCAGUCUCCCCGCAUGAGUCGCUCUCGACUGGGCUCGGUGCAAGAAGUCACAGAAACUUUGCAUCAUCCUUCGACAAGUCAGCCAGCAGUACGUGAGGUCAAGCAAGACUUGAGCUCUGUUAAGAAGGAAGCAGAGCAAGUACUGCAGCAGCACCACCAGCAGCAGCACCACCAGCAGCACCACCACCACCAGCAGCACCACCACCAUCAGCAGCAGCACCACCACCAGCAGCAGCACCACCACCAGCAGCAGCACCACCACCAGCAUCACCAGCAGCACCAGCCAGUGCCUCAUCACCACCAUGUGACUCAAACACCAACAAAUUCAAAUCAAGUACUUGUACAGGAGUCUCAGCAAGUGCACCUGAAUGAGGAUAAGCAGAACAGCAGCACUCCUCCACAAGGCACAAUAUUGCAUAAAGAUCGUGGACAUGUGGCAUUUCUUGAUACUUUAAACAAAAAACUGGCUCAGAGACAAUCAGGUGAAGCAGCACCUUCCCCUGGAUCCCCAAAACUUAACUCGAGGAAAACCCAGUCAGUGGCGGCCCCAACACCACACCCAAAGCCUCACCCCAACGGCAGCACCCCCGUGGCCCUCGUGCAGCGGUCCGGGUCUGGUGCCAGUGAAAAGGCCUCAAAAGUUCGACAGUGGAUUGCCAGUAAAACAAUGAGUAGUGAAAAGAAAAGUAAUGCAGAGGUUGCUGCUCUAAGGGAAUCACUUCUUGACCAGAUCAAGCGUGGAAAACAGUUAAAGAAAGCCAAGUUUGUUGCUGAUAGGUCAGCUCCUCAAGUUUCUUGACUUAAUGUGAAAUGGCUCGUUAAGAAGUUUGAAAGGUUGGAGAGUCAAAGGAAAAUGGAAGCUCUGAAUACUGUGUGUGUGCACUACCCAAGAAAUCUUGCUACUUAGCUUGACACAUAAAUAUAGUGAGACAUAUAAACAGUAAUUGUAUUUCACUUUGUGACUGUAGCUCAAUAACAUCAUAACAACUUUAAUCAUGCUUAAAGUACUUAUGUAACUUAACGUUGUAACAGAUAUCUUGUCUAUUUAUCACCAAAUUCUGGUCUGUUAUUCAGAUAUAUGUGUUGGAAGUCUGCUAUUGGAGACAGUACUACAAGUAACUGGGUGUCAUGUACUACUUUUAGUGGUGUGUUCAGGUGUUCAUUGAUACAGAGCAGUUCAGGAGGAGUGAUUUCUUUGAUGCAUUUGACCUUGAUUUGCAUUUCAUACUGCUAGCAUAUAAACUAUGCUUUGUAUUAGCUAAGGAUGGUGUAUAUAGUUUCACAUGUUGGCCACAUUCCUUGGGUAUGGGUUAGGCAUGCAUUGUAACUAAAGCUGUGAAUUCUGAUGUUUUCUCAGUGCAUACAUACUACUCAGAAGCAUAUAUACUAUACAUAUAUUUACCUCUUUUCACUGUCUUGCAUAAUGUUACUUGGUACUGUACUACUACACUUCCUAAUACCUUGUUUGUGGAAAGGAUUGUGGCAUCUUAGUUUAGGCAGCAUAGCAAAGGAAAACUGUUCCAAAAUUGACAUGUCGAACAAAAUAUGCUAGUGCUGGAUAUCAAAUGUUCAAUGUUAGCCAGACUUAGUUUUUCCACUGAGUUAAAUCAGAUGCAAAAUAAGUCAAUGCUGAAAUUCUUUAGCUGAAUUGAAAUAAACAAUUACAUUUUCAUUAUUUUUUGUAUUGAAAAGUCAAGGAAAGUUUUGUUUGACACUGUAGUAUGUAUAGGAUUGAGGGCAUGGUACAGUUAAGGUUUGGGUACAGAUUUGGGAUUGAAGGCAGAUACAAUUCAGUAAUGAUAUCUUGUGAAAUGGCUAUACUGUAUUUGAAUGCUUCCACUUUGUUUGUGUAUGGCAAGCAAUAUUCAGUAUUCUGCAGAAUGAAAGGAUUCUGGAGUGCAAUAAUUGUAACCAAGAAGUUUAAACUAUAUAUAUAUAUAUAUAUAUAUAUAUAUAUAUAUAUAUAUAUAUAUAUAUAUAUAUAUAUAUAUAUAUAUAUAUAUAUAUAUAUAUAUAUAUAUAUGGCAUUAUUCAUGUUUAACACAGGUGUGAAAAGAGCUCUUCAUGAAAUGUGAUGACUUUAUUUGGUUCUCUUGGAAAAAUUGAAAGAGUUUGUAUUGGUUAGAGGUAAUAUAUUCCAUUUUCAUGCUGUUAAUAUUAAGAAUCCUAAAAAUAGAUCCUAAAUUUAACUCUAGUCACCUUGCAGUCAAAUCUUUUAUUGAAUAGAAUUUAUGAAUGAUAAUUAGGAUAUAAAACAGCAACUUUGGUUUUGCUGUUCCUGUACAGUAUAUAUUGUAUUGGUGGACAUAUCAGAAACAACAAAUACUGGUCUUGGAUAUCCACAUCAGCAGCAGAGUUAACUAUGCUUGCCAUAGAAAUGGAAUUUGGGUAUUUGUAAAAAAAUAAACAUAGAUUGCCCUCUUCAUACAGAAGAAAAGGAUGAAGAGAACCAUAUCAAAGACAAAUGAUGUAUAAAAUUAUUUUUUUAUAAUUUUCUCCAAAGCUCCAUAGUUUGAAUUACUAUGGCUUAGUUUAUUUGGAGGUGAGUGUGUAUUUUGUAGUGAAUCAGUCUCACAUCUUGGAGUGAAGGCUAUGGGGAGUGUGGGCCACACCAGUCACUGGCACUUAGCUCAACAAACUGACUUGGUUUUUGAUAUUUUUUAUGGCACACCCAUAGAGAUUUAGUUUGGUAGCAGUGUGACGGAUAGUAAUCCAUUCCAAUGUCAGGUGUAUUAGUGCCUUCUCUCAAUUGUUUAUGGAAGUCAGUUGUAGAUCUUGUACAUUUUUCAUUAAUAGUGGCAUUUUCAUUUUUGCUGAAAAUAAUACAAUUAAUUUCUAGGAAGUUUGUAAUGGCAUGUAGUCUAUUAUAACACUAAUAACCUUUUUUAAUUUGAAAAAGAAAAAAAAAUCACUGGGUCAUCUUUUAUACAUAUAAAGAGAUUUAAGUUUUAAUAUCCUGACAUUUACUGAGAAUGUUAUUUUUAUGGAACCAACUGUGUUUUCUUUCUACUUUCAUUACAAGAGAUGCGAGGUUGAUGCAAGUAGUACUUCUGGAAACAGGGACGGUAAACGUGAUAUUUGAAAUAAAUAUUGCCUUAGCACAGAGCACUAUUGUGUUGUCCUUGUUGAAGAUGGUCACUCUGCAGCAACCCACUUAGUUAUGCUCUGUCAGUUUGUGAAUGAUACUUAUACAUCUGUUUCAUUUUGAGCAUUGAACUUAUUUUGUGACAAUAAUUAGCUUUGAAGGAAAAGCUUAUGUGUUUAUAUAUAUAUACAUAUGUCUUAGGUUAUAAAUACUGAAGUAAAAUAUUAUUACUA